AUGAGGAGCAGGGUCAGGGUGAAGGCCCAGGGUGAAGACCAGGGUCAGGCCCAGGUCAAAGGGAGGGGCGGAGCGGGGCGGGCUGGGCGGGAGCAGGAAGGGGCCGGGGCGGGAUCGCGGCGGGGGCUCGGCGGGGGCGGGGCGGGGCCGCGGCGAAGGCGGCGGGAGCGCGGCGAAGGCGGCGGGAGCGCGGCGAAGGCGGCGGGAGCGCGGCGAAGGCGGCGGGAGCGCGGCGAAGGCGGCGGGAGCGCGGCGAAGGCGGCGGGAGCGCGGCGAAGGCGGCGGGAGCGCGGCGAAGGCGGCGGGAGCGCGGCGGGGCUGGGCGGAGCGGACCCGCAGCUGGGUCGGGACGAGCUGCUCCGCGUCUUCUCCUUCUUGGAGGCCCCAGACCUUCUCUGCGCCUCGCAGGUGGACAAGGUCUGGAAUGAGGUUUCAAGGACCAAGGAACUGUGGAGGCAGCUGUGUCUGAGACACUGGUCCUCCUGCAAAGCCUCUGAGGUUGUCCUGGGCACACAGACAUGGAAACAGUACUAUCUCUGCUGGUCUGAGCUGGAGUUCCGAAUGGAAUCUGGGCAGCCAGGGAAGGACUUCAUCUGCAGAGCCAUUGCUGGGCAUGCAGGACAGAUAGAGGAGCUGGCUUACGUCACAACUAGUGAGUACCGGUUUGACAGGAGGGAGAAGUCUGUGGUUUGCACCGUGUCCUCAGACUGCACUGUGCGUGCCUGGGAUUUGCAUGAGGGCACAGAGAUCUGGUCAAGCCCUCUACAGCCUGCUGCUCUGGUGAAUUUGGUGACUUACCCUCAGCUGCAGCUGAUUGUCACCAUGGACAAGCAGGGAUUGAUUAAAGUGUGGAAAACAGAGAAUGGGUGGGAGGGGGCCUCCUUCUGUCUGUCGACAUUCUCAUCUGCGAUGGAGGCCUGUGAUCCAGAGGGCCCCUUCCUGCUGGUGGCCUGUGUUGAAGGGACCCUCUACACACCGACAGUGCCUCAGCUGCAGGUGGUCUCCAAGGUGUCUGUGUUUCCCAGCAACUCCAUGACCCUCAUCUGCUCUCCUGGCCGAGAGUGGGUGUUUGUCUCUACACAGAAUUCAGACCUGGGCUCAAAGGUGUUCUACACUCACUCCUUGCUGCACCCGUUGGAAGACGAGCCUCCUGUCUCCACCACCCUCCCCGUCUGGCUGAGAUCCAGAGCCUGCUGGGCUCCUGACGAGGUGGCCAGGCUGAUCGUGAUGCACAGAAAUGACAAUGGCAUGCAGCUGGUUGUCACUGCCUAUGAGUUAGGGGCCAAGAAGUCCAGGGAUAGAGUGAACAUUCUGGUGCAACAGAUCGCCAGUUUCCUCUUCCCAGACACCAUGGUGCCCCACCUCAUGAAGGGCCAUGGCUCACAGGUGAUCCUGCUGGUCUCUGGCGCAAAGCUGGUGCUGUUCACCAUUCAUGGCUUGAAGCUGGCUGCCUUCCAAGACCACCAGAAGCCCAUCACAUCCACGUGGGUGGACCCAAACCAAGUCAUCACCUCUUUCCUUGACUUCUCUUUGCGAGUCUAUGUGUGGAACAAAGGAAAGAAAUAUCCCAUCCUCAAGAGCUGCUAUCAUUUGCUUGGGGGAUCCCACAGAUGGGCCAGUAAAUUUACCCACAUGGAAAGCAACGGCAUGAGCAUUGUAGGCAUGGAAACCAAUAACAUGGAGAGAAGUAGCCUGAGGUCAUACUGCUUCAAGGUGCAGCAUGGCUCAAAGGGUGGUACCAAGUGA
Cynocephalus volans (Philippine flying lemur) is the source of this 1746-nucleotide messenger RNA. Its product is annotated as F-box/WD repeat-containing protein 12-like. Gene Ontology annotation, molecular function: protein binding. NCBI's taxonomy places the organism in Eukaryota, Metazoa, Chordata, Mammalia, Dermoptera, Cynocephalidae. Gene Ontology annotation, cellular component: cytoplasm. The record is from RefSeq and is a predicted model, not a curated record.